AUGGCUUUUAAUCAAUCAAGACAUCCUGCCACCACAAAUAAUUUUGCUAUUAACACCUAUGAUAAUGCAGACUUUCAUCUUUUUACAGAUGGCUCUAAAACGGGUAACCGAGUAGGCUGCAGUUUUAUUGCAUACUGCCGUGAAGAGAUAUUGACUAUGGAACAAUAUCGACUUGGUGAAAAUUGCUCAAAUUUCCAAGCCGAAUUGUUCGCCAUUGGAAUGGCUGUUGCUUGGUGCAAGCACAAUUAUACAAACAAAAGGAUUUCUGUUAAUACUGAUUGUUCUUCUGCCAUAGCUCUUCUAAAAAUUAGAAACUAUCAUCCGAUUGCAAAUCGUAUACAAGAUAUCAUAAAUACAUUCACUUGUCAUUUCGCUAUAAACUGGAUUCGAGGACAUCAAGGGCACUAUGGAAAUGAACUGGCAGACGAACUUGCAAAAGAGGCUUCUUAUAAGGAGGACUUACCUGUAUCUUACAAAAUAAUUAGUAUACAAACAAUUAAAACUAUCCUGUGGAAACAACUAAUUCAUGCAUGGCAGCUUCAAUGGAAUAAUAUUAAUAAUAAAACACAUGAAUAUAUUACAGAUAUUACAAAUUUCCUUAGUAAUAAAUGGUACAAGCCUACCCACCAACUCACACAAAUAUUAACAAAUCAUGGGAGAUUUUAUUCAUACCUUUCAAGAUUCAAGGGCACAUCAAACUCAAGAUGUCUUAUAUGUGAUUGCAACGACAGCAGCGAUCAUUAUAUUUAUACAUGCCCUAUGCUAGAAAAUGAAAGAUUGAUUUUAAAACUGUUACUUGAGUCUCAUGAUCUCCAUUGGCCACCUCCCACCUUAGAACGUCUCUUUGAUCACAAAGAUACCUUCGAUGCCUUUGUACAACUCGUUAACAUGUAUUUUGUAAGGACCAGUGUACCAGCUUAUUCUGGCCAUUAA
Messenger RNA from Centruroides sculpturatus (bark scorpion), 933 nucleotides. RefSeq lists its product as uncharacterized. The transcript has a single exon. Gene Ontology annotation, molecular function: nucleic acid binding; RNA-DNA hybrid ribonuclease activity. The record is from RefSeq and is a predicted model, not a curated record. The coding region runs from base 1 to 933 and encodes 310 amino acids. Gene Ontology annotation, biological process: DNA replication, removal of RNA primer. Lineage: Eukaryota; Metazoa; Arthropoda; Arachnida; Scorpiones; Buthidae.